Messenger RNA from Pelodiscus sinensis (Chinese soft-shelled turtle), 415 nucleotides. The record is from RefSeq and is a predicted model, not a curated record. NCBI's taxonomy places the organism in Eukaryota, Metazoa, Chordata, Testudines, Trionychidae.
UGCUCCCCCCGGGGUGGGUACGUCUGACGCUCUGUGUGUGUCUGUCCGUGCCCAGCGAGGGGGGCUCGACGGACGUCCUGCUCUCGGUGCCCGACACCCUCACGCAGUGGAAAGCCGGGAUGUUCUGCACGGCGGAGGGGGGCUUUGGGCUCUCCCCCACGGCCACCCUCACAGUCGUCAAGCCCUUCUUUGUGGAGCUGGCCUUGCCGUACUCCGUGGUCCGGGGAGAGGCCUUCACCCUAAAGGCCACCGUCUCCAACUCCCUGCAGCAGUGCAUCAAGGUGCGGGUGACGCUGGCGGAGUCGGCGCAGUUCCGGGUGCAGGCGGGUGAGGACGGCGCCUACACCAGCUGCCUCUGUGCAGACGAAGGGAAAACUUUCCAGUGGGAGGUGACGGCGAGCAGCCUGGGUAAGGG